AUGGCAUUACAAUCAAAGGAACAGGAAAGAAAAGAGCAGAAAAAAAAAGAAAAAGGGGCGAAAGAAAAAGAAGAAGCAAAAAUCAACUACAUUCUACGAUUACUAGGACGCAAGAGGAAACCGAUUGAGGAGGUGAUCCAUCACGAACAUGAAGAGCAGCAGUCACUAAACUCAGUUCAGGAAGAGCCAAUUACUGCUACUGGUGACCAGGACUACGAGAAUUUAACUGAAGAAAUAGCAACAGCACACAAUCCUUUACUUUCUGGUGUUUCUAGUCAACCAACGGAGUUUAUAACUUCUAGCUAUUGGCAAAUGUCUACAGAAACAAAUAAUUUGCCUAUUAAGGUCAACUAUACUUCUCUCACUACGGAAUCACAACGAUUGACAAGCAAAGAGAUUCUCAAGACGUACAAUGAGACUUCAGACUUAGCUUUUUAUACAUUAGAUCAUUUGGCAUACAUUAUUGACCAUUUAAAUGAACCAAUGCCUGGUGCUUAUAAAUCUUUGGAUUCGAACCAUUCAUGGAUGACAUAUUGGUUAUUAAACGCAUACAGUUUGAUCAAAAGAAGUGGAGCUAGUGAAGCAAAUGAAAAAGAAGAUAAGCUGGAACCAGAGACAAAUAAGACGAGUAAAGCUCAACAAAAUGACGAUACACAAUUUACAAUUACACCAACUAUGCUCGAAUUAAUCAAUGACAAAAUUGAGCGACUAAUUUUAGCAAAUGGAUAUGGAGGAGUAGCUGGUGGUAUUAACCAAUUGGGACAUGCAGCAUCAACAUACUCGGCCAUUCUAACACUUGUUCUUACCCAAAACUAUACUCUUUUAAACAAACUUAGACCAGGUAUUUACUCAUGGUUACUAUCAUUAAAAAGAAAACACUUUAUUGCACCAGAUAAAUCUGCAUCUUCAUUUGUGAUGCAUGAGCACGGAGAGUCAGAUACACGAUCGACGUAUUGUGUAUUGGUUAUUGCCUCGCUUUUGGGUAUAUUGACUCCCGAACUAUGUGCUGGUGUUGAAGACUGGAUCUUACAAUGCCAAACGUAUCAAGGUGGUUUUGCUGGUGUUCCUGGUGUAGAAGCACAUGGCGGGUUAACCUAUUGUGCUCUAGGUGCAUUAUUUUUGUUGAAUAGUAGUCCAGAAAAAAUACGAGAGAAAAUGGAUCAAGGACAAAGUGGCGUAGGUGUUGGAAAAGGAUUUGACAAGUUGGUCAAGUGGUGUGUGGAUAGACAAACUGAUGAAGGUGGGUUCAAUGGACGACUGAAUAAAUUAGUGGAUGCAUGUUAUGGAUUCUGGAUUGGUGCACUAUUUCCCAUGCUUGAUAUUUUGAGGACUUCCAAAUCCAGCAGCAAAUUAUAUUCAUCGUUGCACAAAGAGUCAACAAUAUUCAACAGAGAGGCGAUGUUGAAUUAUAUGCUACGGAUAGCUCAAAUCACGGAUGGCGAUGGCGGGUUUCGCGAUAAGCCUGGAAAAUGGCCAGAUUUCUAUCACACAAACUAUAGUCUUUGUGGUGUGAGUCUUUGCCAGCACCAAUACUAUUAUGAUUGUUAUAAAGAUGUCAAUUGUGAUGAGAAGAAACCUCUGAAUUUCUGCAACAAUGAACGGGAUACACCUUUAGCAUUCAAGAUUAAAACAAAGCCAGUGGAUGGUUCGGGGAAAAGUACAUAUCCCGUGCAUCCCGUGUUUGGUGUACCUGUUUCAUAUAUAAAUGCAGCUUGCAUGUAUGUUGAGCAAGGACUAGGGUCAGUUUUGUAA
Lodderomyces elongisporus is the source of this 1752-nucleotide messenger RNA. It is a transcript of the gene RAM1, whose product is annotated as protein farnesyltransferase. Gene Ontology annotation, cellular component: protein farnesyltransferase complex. Gene Ontology annotation, molecular function: protein farnesyltransferase activity. Gene Ontology annotation, biological process: protein farnesylation. Lineage: Eukaryota; Fungi; Ascomycota; Pichiomycetes; Serinales; Debaryomycetaceae. Bases 1 to 1752 code for a protein of 583 amino acids. The transcript has a single exon. The record is from RefSeq and is a predicted model, not a curated record.